This is a messenger RNA of Lodderomyces parapsilosis, 3480 nucleotides long. It is a transcript of the gene CPA2, whose product is annotated as carbamoyl-phosphate synthase (glutamine-hydrolyzing). Gene Ontology annotation, biological process: L-citrulline biosynthetic process; 'de novo' pyrimidine nucleobase biosynthetic process; UTP biosynthetic process. The transcript has a single exon. Lineage: Eukaryota; Fungi; Ascomycota; Pichiomycetes; Serinales; Debaryomycetaceae. Gene Ontology annotation, cellular component: cytosol; cytoplasm. Gene Ontology annotation, molecular function: dihydroorotase activity; aspartate carbamoyltransferase activity; metal ion binding. The coding region runs from base 1 to 3480 and encodes 1159 amino acids. The record is from RefSeq and is a predicted model, not a curated record.
AUGUUGUUAAGGAACAAUUUCAAAUUCUUAUCACGCAGGCUCAAGCUUCUACCAAGCGCAUCAAUACCAGCGCAAAGAUGCUCUUUUGCAACGAAUGCUGAUACUAUUGCCCAUGGAAACAAAACAAUUCCAUCUAUAAAUGAAGAGGCAUUGAAGUAUGCUGGUGGUGACUUGUUGAAGAAAUUCAAAGAUGAACAUGCACAUAAACUUGUCGACGUUUCAAAAGUUCUUGUCAUUGGAUCUGGUGGCUUAUCAAUUGGUCAAGCUGGUGAGUUUGACUACUCAGGGUCACAAGCUAUCAAAGCCUUGAAAGAGGCUGAUAAGAAAUCAAUUCUAAUAAAUCCAAAUAUCGCUACAAAUCAGACGUCCCAUGCAUUAGCUGAUGAGAUUUACUAUUUACCAGUGACUCCAGAGUAUAUCACGUAUAUCAUUGAGAGAGAAAGACCGGAUGGUAUUUUGUUGACAUUUGGCGGCCAAACUGGGUUAAAUGUAGGUGUCAAGCUAGAUAAGAUGGGUGUUUUCGAUAGGUAUGGCGUCAAAGUCUUGGGUACGCCAAUUAAAACGUUGGAAACGUCUGAAGACCGUGAUUUGUUUGCUCAAGCUUUAAAAGAAAUAAACAUACCAAUUGCGGAAUCUAUCGCAGUUGAAACUGUCGAUGAUGCUUUAAAAGCAGCUGAUUCAGUUGGAUACCCGAUUAUUGUCAGGUCGGCUUAUUCGUUGGGUGGUCUCGGAUCUGGAUUUGCUGCUAACAAAGACGAAUUGAGAAAUUUAGCUGCUCAAUCACUUUCUUUGGCGCCUCAGAUUUUGGUUGAGAAAUCAUUGAAAGGAUGGAAAGAAGUAGAAUAUGAAGUUGUUCGUGAUCGUGUUGGCAACUGUAUCACAGUUUGUAAUAUGGAAAAUUUCGAUCCAUUGGGUAUCCAUACAGGUGACUCCAUUGUUGUUGCUCCAUCGCAAACGUUGAGUGACGAAGAGUAUCACAUGUUGAGAACUGCUGCAAUUAAGAUUAUAAGGCACUUGGGUGUUGUUGGUGAAUGUAACGUUCAAUAUGCUUUACAGCCUGAUGGGUUAGACUUUAGAGUCAUCGAAGUGAAUGCUCGUCUAUCACGUUCUUCGGCGUUGGCUUCAAAAGCCACUGGAUACCCCUUAGCUUACACUGCUGCCAAAAUAGCUCUCGGUCACACCUUGCCAGAGUUGCCAAAUCCCGUUACCAAAACCACUUCUGCAAACUUUGAACCUAGUUUGGAUUACAUUGUCACCAAAAUUCCACGUUGGGAUUUAUCGAAAUUCCAACAUGUCAAGCGCGAUAUUGGGUCAGCAAUGAAGUCGGUCGGUGAAGUCAUGGCUAUUGGAAGAAACUUUGAAGAAUCUUUUCAAAAAGCAAUUAGACAAAUUGAUCCUUCUUACAUUGGUUUUCAGGGAGACCAUUUUGAAAAUUUGGAUGAGACUUUGCAAAACCCUACUGAUAGAAGAUGGUUAGCUGUGGGACAAGCCUUGUUGCAUGAAAAUUAUUCAGUCGAUAAAGUUCACGAUUUGACAAAAAUCGACAAAUGGUUUUUGUACAAAUUGAUGAAUAUUGUCAAUAUGUAUCGUGAAUUGGAAUCUGUUGGCGAAUUGUCUAAAAUUAAUAGCGAUUUGAUGAGGCGUGCUAAGAAGUUGGGAUUUUCAGACAAGCAGAUUGGACUUUGUGUUGGAGCACCAGAAUUGGAAGUGAGGAAAGCAAGGAAAGAUUUUGGCAUCAUCCCAUUUGUUAAAAAGAUUGACACGUUAGCUGCUGAGUUCCCAGCAAACACCAACUACUUGUACACAACCUACAAUGCUACCAGCUCUGAUAUUGAUUUCGAUGAUAAAGGAACUUUGGUAUUGGGCUCUGGUGUUUAUCGAAUUGGUUCUUCAGUGGAAUUUGAUUGGUGUGCUGUAUCCACUGCCCGUGCAUUGAGAGAAAGCGGCAAGAAGACAAUCAUGAUCAACUACAACCCAGAAACUGUUUCCACUGAUUUUGACGAAGUUGACAGAUUGUAUUUUGAAGAAUUGUCAUUGGAGAGAGUGUUGGAUAUUUAUGAAUUGGAACACUCCUCUGGUGUUGUUGUUUCAGUUGGUGGUCAAUUGCCACAAAAUAUUGCAUUGUCAUUACAAAACAAUGGUUGCAAUGUUCUUGGUACUAAUCCAGAAGACAUUGACAAAGCCGAGGAUCGUCACAAAUUUUCGCAAAUUCUUGAUUCCAUUGGAGUGGACCAACCAGCAUGGAAAGAAUUAACAUCCAUUCAAGAAGCUGAAAACUUUGCUGAUGAAGUAGGAUAUCCAGUUCUUGUCCGUCCUUCAUAUGUUUUGUCAGGAGCAGCAAUGUCUGUUAUCAAUAGCAAAAACGAAUUGGACGCUAAAUUAUCCAAUGCUUCAAAGGUUUCACGCGAUCAUCCUGUGGUCAUUUCCAAAUUUAUUGAAGGGGCACAAGAAAUUGAUAUUGAUGCUGUUGCAAAUGAAGGUCAAGUCUUGGUUCAUGCUAUAUCGGAACAUGUUGAGAAUGCUGGAGUUCACUCAGGGGAUGCAACUUUGGUUUUGCCACCACAAAAGUUGUCACCAGUUUUGUUGAACCGUUUGAAAACCAUUGCUGACAAGGUUGCUGAAGCAUGGAAGAUUACUGGACCAUUCAAUAUGCAAAUUAUCAAAAACGACCAAGAUGGAACUCUUGAUGAUGAUAACUGUGAAUUAAAGGUUAUUGAGUGUAACAUUCGUGCAUCUCGUUCUUUCCCGUUUGUUUCAAAAGUACUUGGUAUCAAUUUCAUUGACGUUGCCGUGAGGGCCCUCAUAAAAGAAGGUGUACCACAGCCAGUCGAUCUCAUGGACCGAAAAUACGACCGUGUUGCUACCAAGGUGCCACAAUUUUCAUUCACUAGGUUGGCAGGAGCUGAUCCUUUCUUGGGUGUUGAAAUGGCCUCGACCGGUGAAGUGGCUUGUUUUGGUAAAGAUCUACUUGAGGCGUAUUGGACUAGUAUGCAAUCAACAAUGAAUUUCCAUGUACCAUUACCUGGUCAAGGUAUAUUGUUUGGUGGUGAUUUAUCCAAUGACAAGCUUGGAAAUGUCGCAAAAGAGUUAUCUGGAUUAGGUUAUAAUUUUUACACUGCAAGUCAAACGGUUGCAGAUUACAUAUCCAAGUAUGUUUCUGAACCAAUCGAAGUUAUUGAAUUUCCCAAAACUGAUAAGCGAGCCUUGCGUGAAAUUUUCCAAGCCAAAUACAUUGGGGCUGUAUUUAAUUUAGCCAAGUCCAGAGCUCAAGAUUUGUUGGACGAGGAUUACGUUAUGAGAAGAAAUGCUAUUGAUUUUGCUAUCCCAUUGUUUAAUGAGCCAAACACUUCGCAGUUAUUUGCUUCUUGUUUGAAGGCCAAAAUUUCAACCAAGAGCAAGUUUGAUGAAGUUCCAGAAAAAGUUGUUGUUCCAGAGGAAGUUCAAAGAUGGAGCGAGUUCAUUGGGGGUAAGCCAGUAUAG